GAAGCGCUGCUUAUAGUUUGGUGAAAAGACCYGAACUGACGCUGUUCAAAUGGUGCGUUUAUGUACCGUAGGAAAGAAAGUUUAAUUGAGUAAUUUUUAAAUCUUCAAUAAAAUCUCGAGAAUAAACUUGUAAUAUAAAGUAAAAUAACUACGCUGGAAUACUCGCCAUCAUUCAUUUUUUACUUAUUAUUUAAACUCUCAUGCGUUUUAUUUUGUCUUGAAAGCGACCCUUUUUCAGAAGCAAAAAGUCGGAUUUAAUGUUGGACCGUGAAGGCAUCUCUAACUCCUCACUGAAGCCGGGCUCACAAACAGGAUUUAGAAUGGCAGGCCUGUGGAGAUCCUACCAGACAUUAAUGACCAAAUAUCCCUGGACAGUCCAGAUUGUUACUGCUGGGUCUUUAGUGGGUGUCGGUGAUGUCAUCUCCCAACAGCUGAUUGAGAGGAGAGGAUUAGYUCAUCACAACGUGCGGCGGACAGCCCGGAUGAUGACUAUAGGGUUCUUCUUUGUGGGUCCAGUAAUCGGCAGCUGGUACAAAGUUUUGGACGGGUUGGUGGUGGGAGGAAGUAAGAGUGCAGCCAUGAAGAAAAUGCUGGUUGACCAG
Messenger RNA from Austrofundulus limnaeus, 602 nucleotides. It is a transcript of the gene mpv17, whose product is annotated as mitochondrial inner membrane protein MPV17. NCBI's taxonomy places the organism in Eukaryota, Metazoa, Chordata, Actinopteri, Cyprinodontiformes, Rivulidae. Gene Ontology annotation, molecular function: channel activity. Gene Ontology annotation, biological process: regulation of mitochondrial DNA metabolic process. Gene Ontology annotation, cellular component: cytoplasm; membrane; mitochondrion. The record is from RefSeq and is a predicted model, not a curated record.